AUGGCGCGGCCUUCUUCACCCCACAACAUGUCCCCACCGGCCUGGUCGAGGCUCCGCUCCAAGGAGUAUACGUACGCACUGGUGGCCGCCCUCAUCGUGCUGGGCUACAUCUUCUUCUUCCGGGACAACGGCGGUGCCGCGCCGGACUUCCAGCAUGUCUUUCCCCUAGUAGGCGACGGGACCGGCGCCGGGGCUUCAACGCUCUCGCCCCCCGUGUUGGCCGACGACACGGGCGGCGUUACUCAAACCCAGCCAAUGGCCGGCAGUCUCGGGGAGGGCGUCGGCAGCGCGGCCGGCGGGAGCAGCGGUGGCUUGUCGGCUUCCGACGGCCUCGCCCAGCAACAGCAGCAGCAAGGGGGCUCGCCCUCAAUCCCUUCCGACCGACCCAUGGCUGUCAUCAUCGAGACCACCAUGAUCCCCAACCUGAUCCCCGUCAUGCUGCACUUCGCGUCAGUGCUCGGGCCAGCGUGGGGGAUGGUGCUGUUCACGCUCAAGGAGAACUGGGUGGAGCCGCUGUCGGCGCCGUUCCAGCGGCUGCAGGACGCGGGGCGCGUGGAGGUGCGGUUCCUGCCGACGGAGACGCAACUCACAAACUCGGGGUCCGUGUCGCGGUUCCUUACGUCGCCGUGGGUGUGGGAGCAGAUGUCCUCGGCGCGGCGCGUGCUGCUGUUCCAGAGCGACAGCAUCCUGUGCUCGCGGUCCGAGGCCCAGGCCGACGACUACUUCAAGUACGACCUGGUCGGGGCGCCGAUCGCCGAGCAGUACGGCCAGGGCUUCAACGGCGGGCUGAGCCUGCGCAACCCGCGGGCCUUCCUCAACAUCACGCGCUCCGUCGACUUCGCCGCGUCCGGCCACGAGUUCGAGGACCAGUACUUCUACACCGAGCUCAAGAAGGCCGGCGCCGAGCUGCCCACCGUCGAGGCCGCCAUGCCCUUCGCCGUCGAGACCAUGUACUACGAGACGCCGCUGGGAUACCACCAGCCGCAGAGGUGGCAGGCGGCCAAGAUGGCUAAUAUCGAGGAGUGGUGUCCCGAGGUCAAGAUGCUUAUUGGGCGGAGGGCGCAGUGA
Messenger RNA from Diaporthe amygdali, 1068 nucleotides. RefSeq names its product formate dehydrogenase. NCBI's taxonomy places the organism in Eukaryota, Fungi, Ascomycota, Sordariomycetes, Diaporthales, Diaporthaceae. The record is from RefSeq and is a predicted model, not a curated record. The coding region runs from base 1 to 1068 and encodes 355 amino acids. The transcript has a single exon.